AUGUCGACCUGCGAUCUUACUUGGUGCGUAAAUACAGGAAGCUGGGAAGAAUUACUAGCAGCUCUUCAGCUCCCUGAAAAUCGAGCAGAAAUAGCAAAAUUUGCUUCAGGAGCAUCAUAUCUUCACCAGCCAACAGGAGUGGAAUAUACCCUUAUGCGCCAAGAUGACAGAGAAAAAGUUUUCCAACUUAUUGCAAACAUUUUAGCUACCCAAGAGCCCAUGAGCACAAUUGGAAUCACUGUAGAAGAAUAUAUCCGCUAUAUUCUUGGGCUUUUCGCAAGCACAACUUAUCUCCCUUACACAAUCGUUUUCAAGUCUGGAAAUGAGAUUGUUGGGGCAUAUUUAACCAAUGACCACCAUACUCGUCAGUUGCCAGCGUUAGAUCAAAUGAGUCAAGACCAAUUAGCAUUUUUCCAAAAAGCUGCUCCACAUAUAGAAAUUGGAACCAGAGCUGCAUGUGUUGAUCCAUCUCCUGAAGCAUCAGGAAGAGUAAUCAAUGGAUACAGCGAUGCUAUUAGAGAAGAUUUCAGAGGGAAAGGAAUUGGAAGAUAUGGAAAUGCUAUUAGAAUGGCACUGGCUUAUCAUUUAGGCUUUAAUCUGAUUUUCAGGAUUUGCGACAAUGAGUCAUCUGUGAUGUCUGGGAGAAGAUAUUUCGAAAAUGGGCAUAUGGUGCUUUAUGAAAGCAUUGAGAUUGGAGGAGUAAAACCAUAUCAAGGACUCAAAGGAGGCAAAGUGUGCCAGUUCAGACAUCUUAAUCCUAGGCUAUAG
Molecule: messenger RNA, 768 nt
Organism: Blepharisma stoltei
Lineage: Eukaryota; Ciliophora; Heterotrichea; Heterotrichida; Blepharismidae
Source: the annotation of a GenBank genome assembly